CGGGGGCGGGGCGCCGUGCCCGCGCAGGCGCGCCCCCGAGCCGCCGGGGGGGGAGGCAUGGACCCUCCGCUGCCGGUGGUGGUCGCGGUGGUGACGGUGGUGACGGUGGCGGUGGCGGUGGUGGUCUUGGGGCUGCUCCCCGGGGGUGUGCGCUGGCUGCCCCACGACGUGUGCUUCGCCGUGCGCGCCGCGCGGUGCCGGCGGGCCCUCGGGGCGCGGGCCGGGCGCGGGCCCGGGCCGGGGGAGCGCCUGGCGCGGCUGUCCCGGGAGCAGCCCGACCGCGCCUUCCUGCUGCACGGCGGGCGGGUCUACACCUACGGCCGGGCCGAGCGGGAGACCAACCGCGCGGCGCGCGCCUUCCUGCGCGGGGCCGCCAAGGGGGGAGGGGCGGAGGGGCCACCGCGGGGGGGGACCGAGACCGGGCCCGCGCCCGUGGCGCUGCUGCUGCCGUCCGGGCCCGAGUUCGUGUGGCUGUGGCUGGGGCUGGCCAAGGCCGGGCUGCCGGCCGCCUUUCUGCCCGGCGCCCUGCGCAGGGCCCCGCUGCUCCACUGCCUCCGAGCCUGCCGCCCGCGGGCCCUCGUCGUGGCGCCAGAGUUCCUGGAGAGCCUGGAGCCGGACCUGGCCGCCCUCCGGGCGUUGGGGCUGCAGCUGUGGUCGGCGGGCCCGGGCCCCGGCUCCUCCCCGCUGCCCGCCGGCUUCUCCGACCUGCUGGCGCAGAUGGAGGAGGAGGGGGAGGCCCCGCUGCCCGAGCACCUGUCGGCCCCCGCGGACAUGCUGGACGCCAGCCUCUACAUCUUCACCUCGGGCACCACCGGGCUCCCCAAAGCCGCCGUCGUCAGCCACCUCAAGGUGCUGCAGUGCCAGGGCUUCUACCGGCUGUGCGGAGCCACGCGGGACGACGUCGUCUACCUGGCCCUCCCUCUCUACCACAUGGCGGGCUCCCUGCUGGGCAUCGUGGGCUGCCUGGGCAUCGGGGCCACGGUGGUGCUGAAGACCAAAUUCUCGGCCGGCCAGUUCUGGGACGACUGCCGUGCCCACGGGGUCACCGUGUUCCAGUACAUCGGCGAGCUCUGCCGCUACCUCGUCAACCAGCCGCCGAGCCCCAGAGACCGUGCCCACAAGGUGCGGCUGGCGGUGGGCAGCGGCUUGCGGCCGGACGUGUGGGCGCGUUUCCUGCGGCGGUUCGGGCCUCUGCGGGUGCUGGAGACCUACGGGCUGACCGAGGGAAACGUGGCGCUCUUCAACUACACCGGCCGCCUGGGCGCCGUCGGCCGCGACUGCUGGCUGUACAAGCGAUUCUCCCCUUUCUCGCUGAUUCGCUACGACGUGGUGGCCGGCCGACCCCUGAGAGAUGCCCGGGGGCUCUGCGUGCCCGUGGCUGAUGGGGAGCCGGGGCUGCUGGUGGCCCCGGUGGGGCCGACGUCCCCGUUCCUGGGGUACGUCGGGGGCCCCGAGCUGGCGCGGGGGCGGCUGCUGUCGGACGUCCAGCGCCCGGGGGACCUCUUCUUCAACACCGGCGACCUGCUGUGCCGCGACGCUGACGGAUUCCUCACCUUCCACGACCGCACCGGGGACACCUUCCGCUGGAAGGGCGAGAACGUGGCGACCACAGAGGUGGCACUGAUGCUGGGAGCCUUGGACUUCCUGCAGGACGUGGGCGUCUACGGGGUCACCGUGCCAGGGCAGGAGGGGCGGGCGGGCAUGGCCGCCCUGGUCCCGCACCCAGACCACCAGCUGGACCUGGCCCGGCUGCACGCCCACGUCACCGAGAUGCUGCCGCCGUACGCCCGGCCCCGCUUCCUGCGCCUCCAGGCGAGCCUGCCCACCACGGAAACCUUCAAGCAGCAGAAAACCCGCCUGGCGGGAGAGGGCUUCGACCCGGGCGUCGUGUCGGACCCGCUGUUCGUCCUGGACCCGGAGGCCGGCGCCUACGUGCCCCUGACCCCGGCCCGCCACCGGGCCCUGCUGGACGGACGCUUCCGCCUCUGACCCUCGGCCGCCGGGCCGCGACGCCCGGCAGCUUUGUAAUAAACCGAGGCCGGAUCCUUGGUC
Molecule: messenger RNA, 2052 nt
Organism: Tachyglossus aculeatus (Australian echidna)
Lineage: Eukaryota; Metazoa; Chordata; Mammalia; Monotremata; Tachyglossidae
Gene: SLC27A3
Product: solute carrier family 27 member 3
Cellular component (GO): endoplasmic reticulum
Molecular function (GO): long-chain fatty acid-CoA ligase activity; long-chain fatty acid transmembrane transporter activity
Source: RefSeq, a predicted model, not a curated record